Messenger RNA from Gaeumannomyces tritici R3-111a-1, 1664 nucleotides. RefSeq lists its product as hypothetical. The transcript has 2 exons. Lineage: Eukaryota; Fungi; Ascomycota; Sordariomycetes; Magnaporthales; Magnaporthaceae. Gene Ontology annotation, molecular function: four-way junction helicase activity; ATP binding; nucleic acid binding. Gene Ontology annotation, cellular component: cytoplasm; chromosome; nucleus. The record is from RefSeq and is a predicted model, not a curated record. Gene Ontology annotation, biological process: double-strand break repair via homologous recombination. The coding region runs from base 181 to 1518 and encodes 445 amino acids.
GCAAGCACCAUAAGCGAUUAUGGAUCUGGCGAUGACCUGCUCGGCGGGGACGAGGCAGGCGCAACCCUGGAACACGCAACCACCCAGGCACAGGUUAUCAACACCUCGCCUCAAGUCCCACUGAAGCAUCUAAAUCGAGAACCCUCCAAAUCCUUACCCUCAACCAGCAUCGCAACCACCAUGCUUGCCCGGUCGCUUCUCGCCAGGUCCCGGCGCCUUUCGCGGCCUGCCUUCCGCCAGCGGAAUGCCGGCACCAGGCUGCUAUAUGCCACACCGAGCCGCAUGAAGAUCAAGUUCGAGGAUGACGACGACUCCACGCCAUGCCCUCGUAAAACCGAGCUGGCGCAAAAGAUCCUCCGCCAGACAUUUGGCCGCAAUGCCUUUCGCCUGGAGCAGGAAGCAGCCAUUUCCACCAUCCUUCAUGGCAGGAAUGCCAUGGUUGUAAUGCCUACGGGAGGAGGCAAAAGUUUGUGCUAUCAGGUCCCAGCAAUCGCUUUCGAAAAGCUGGAUCUCGCCAGUGAUGCCGGUAGGCCCAGUGGUCAUGGCAUUACCGUCGUCGUUUCUCCCCUCCUUGCUCUGAUGAGAGACCAGGUCAACAUACUCAAGCGCAAGGGCGUUGCUGCUGAGAGCAUGGACUCCACCAAAACUUGGGAGCAACAGCAGGAGAUCGGAGCCAAGAUGCGGGACGGGACUCUGCGUCUCCUGUACUGCGCCUCUGAGCGAUUCAGCAAGAGAUUCAUAGAGAACCUAAAGCAAGUCGCCGGUGGGGUCCGGCUUGUCGCCGUCGAUGAGGCCCACUGCAUCUCCGAAUGGGGUCACCAGUUCAGACCGGACUAUCUAAAGGUCGCCCGGUUCGUCCAGGAGGUCAAGGCCGAGCGGACCAUCUGCCUUACGGCCACGGCCACGACCAACGUCAUUGACGAUAUUUGCAAGGCUUUCCACAUUGCUAAAACUGAUAUCUUCUGCACUACACCCUAUCGCUCCAACUUACGACUUCUUGCGAAAGCCGUGGAGCGCGCAGAGGAUAAGCUGAAGGAACACAAGGGCCCAACGCUGAUAUACGUUACAGGCCGGGAGCAAACGGUGGCCCUGGUGAAGAAGCUAGUCAAGGCUGGGCUGCGCGCUCUCCCGUUCCAUUCAGGCAUGCAAAACAAAGACAAGGAAGCCAACCAAGACAAGUUCAUGGCUGACGAGGUCGAUAUCAUUGUCGCCACGAUCGCGUUCGGCAUGGGAAUCGACAAGCCCAACAUCCGAAAUGUGGUAAACUACGGCAUCCCUGGCUCAAUCGAAGAGUACAGCCAACAGAUUGGCCGCGCGGGUCGGGAUGGAAAGCCCAGCACCUGCAUCUUCUACCUCUGCCCCAGAGACUUGGGCGAUCGCGAGGUGCUCGCCUAUGGCGACAGCUUAACGCGGAAAACAGUAGUCUCGGUGCUAGGAAAUAUCUUCGACGACGAUGUCACGGCUCUUCCUCUGGAUGGUGUUUUCAAACGCAACCAUUUUGCCCAGGCAAAAGAAUAACGUGUUCCAUCAGUGAGUGGCGCACAUCAGCGAGUGGCGCACCCACACCCGACCCUUGGUCAAUCGACGCGCACGCCAACCCAACAACGCCUGGAAUCCAUUCAAACUAUUCGGAACUGUAUACAUCAGACAUUUCUACUUCCUCC